Molecule: messenger RNA, 465 nt
Organism: Rotaria sordida
Lineage: Eukaryota; Metazoa; Rotifera; Eurotatoria; Philodinida; Philodinidae
Source: the annotation of a GenBank genome assembly
AUGCAAAACGAAUACUUAUUAUCAUCAACUGAUGCAAGUAUUAAAGACACAAUACCAAUUAUCCUCGAUGUUACCAAUGAUGAUACAUUAAAUUCCAAUAAUAAUGACAAUCAUUUAAACAUUUGUCAAAAUGAUCAACAAUCGCCAAAAUCUUCUUUAUCUAAGACAGAUGAUUCUUUAUGCGUAAAAGAAUAUCAAUUGAUUGAUUCCAGUAUAAAAUUUCAAUCAAAUUCAGAAGAUGUAGAAGUUGAAAAUGAAAAAGUUAUUAAACGUGAAUUACGACGUAAGAAAAAACGUCAAGCAACACGAGUACGGAAAGAAAAACAUGAUUUAGAAAAACAAAUUCGUGAUUUAGAAUUUAAACAAAAUAAUUUAUUAUCAAAAGUUGAAAAUCUUCAAUUAUAUAAAGAACAACUUGAAAUAAGAUGUAAACAAGUUCAUUCAAAUUAUAAACUAUUUGGAUGA